AUGGCAGUAGAAUCACUGCUUACUUUUGCUGCUGAGGGAAUACUGAAGAAGGUAGCUUUGCUUGCCGCUCAAGAAUUCAUGCUGGCAUGGGGAUUUAAACGAGAGCUAAAAAAGCUUGGUCAAUCGCUAUCUGUCCUUCAAGAUUUCUUAGGUGGUGCGGCUGAGCAAGCACGAGAUCUGGGCAAGGCAGUGGAAGAUUGGGUGGAGAAACUUAAAGACAUAGCUCAUGAUGCUGAUAACGUCUUGGAUGAAAUCAACUAUGAAAUUCUCCGGAGUCAAGUGGAACUGCAAAACCAUAUGAAGAAAAAGGUACUCAAUUUCCUUUCUUCCUCAAAUGCCACUUUGUUUCGCCAAAAAAUGGCCCAUAAAAUUAAAAAAAUCAAUGCAUCUCUGGCGGAGCUCAAGAGCGAGGCAUCGUUCAUUGGAUUGGUUGCAAAGAAAAUUGAUCCGGUUGCCCAAGGCAUGGGGAGCAGGGAAACCGUCUCAAGCUUUGAUGGCGAUGAAAGUAUCUUUGGAAGGGAGGAGGUUGUGUCAGAUAUAGUAAAGACCUUGAUCAGCUCCAACCAUCAACAAAAGCUUUCGGUUGCGGCAAUUGUGGGAAUGGCAGGCUUAGGAAAGACAACUUUGGCUAAGUCAGUGUACAACGACGAUGCUAUAGACAAGUCAUUUGACAAAAGAAUAUGGGUUUGUGUCUCUAACACCUUUGAAGUGAAUUUGAUUUUAAGCCGGGUCUUAGAACUACUUAAUUCAUGGAAGACCGGAAUUCAAAGUCAGGAGGCAUUGCUUAAAAAUCUCGAAGAAGAGUUGACAGGAAAGCGAUAUAUUCUUAUACUCGAUGACGUUUGGAAUGAAGAUAAUAUAAAAUGGAACAUCUUGAUGAGUUGCUUGUCGAAACUCAAUUCUGCUCAGGGAAGCACCAUAAUUGUCACUACCCGCAGUGGCAACGUUGCAUCAAUCAUAGAAACACUUCCUAGAUAUGAUUUGAAAAAUCUAUCAACAGAGGACUGUUGGUCCAUCUUGAAGCAUAGAGCUUUUCCGAAUGGUAGAGAGAAUUGGAAAAGUGAUUGCUGA
Prunus avium (sweet cherry) is the source of this 1071-nucleotide messenger RNA. The record is from RefSeq and is a predicted model, not a curated record. Lineage: Eukaryota; Viridiplantae; Streptophyta; Magnoliopsida; Rosales; Rosaceae.